Molecule: messenger RNA, 633 nt
Organism: Acanthosepion pharaonis
Lineage: Eukaryota; Metazoa; Mollusca; Cephalopoda; Sepiida; Sepiidae
Source: the annotation of a GenBank genome assembly
AUGGCCUUUAACUCUUCUUUCCUCAUUCUUUUUCUCAUUCCUUUCAUUCUUUCUUGUGUUCUCCCUUUUCUCUUUUAUUUCAUAUCUCUUUUUCAUCUGAUUCUUCUUUUAUCUUUUUCUUUUCUUUCUUCGUUUCCUUUUUCAUCCGUUUUCUUUCUUUCCUUUUUCGUCCUUUUCUUAUCCUUUUUCUUUCUUAAACUGUUUUUUUCUUUUUUUCAUUUUUUUCUUUCACUUCUCAUUCUUUUUCUUCCUUCAGCUUUCUUUCUUUAUUCGUUAUUUUCUUUUCCCUUCUUCAUUUGUUCUUUUUCUUUUCUAUUUGAUUCUUCUUUCUGCUUUCCUUCUUUAUCUUCUCAUUCUUUCUUCAUCUUUCUUUACUUCUUUAUCUUCUCAUUAAAUUGCUCUUUCUUUCAUUUCUUUCUUUCUUCAUACGUUAUUCUUUUUUCCUUCUCCAUUUUCUUUCUUUUUUCUUCACUUCUGUUUCAUUCUUCUUUUCUUCUUCCUUCUUUAUUUUCUCCUUUCUUUAUCUCCUCAUUCUUUUUCUUCCUUUUAUCUUUCUUUCUUUACUUAUUUCUUUCUCUUCUGAUUCGCUUUCUUCCUUAUUCCCUCAUCUCCUUUCUUUUCUUUCUUCAUUAA